AUGCAAGGCAGGAUAAUGGACUACGAUACUCUAGGCCGACUUAUCCGAGUCCGUGACAAGGACCAGGAGCUGCUGUGCGAUUACCGCUACGAUGCCGCUGGGAAGCUCGUUGCCCAAAUCGCCCCCGGCCAGCCGGAUACCUACCUGUUCUACAGCGAGGAAGCGCUCAUCGCCACUAAAACCGGUGAAUCCCGAACCAGCUCCCUGUCAGACGGCAAGACCUUCUGGGGCCAGAUCGUGCAGAACACUGAAUCUGCGCAGCAGCCCGAGCAAAAUCCAUCUCCAAUCCUAUACACCCUACGGUCUAAGCACCAGGCAACCGAUACCGCAUAUAUAAUCCGAUCUUACAACGCUUCCACACCCCCGACCCCAUUUGCCUCCGGCGAACACAACCCAUAUAACUACUGCCUAAGCGACCCCGUCAACCGCGUCGACCCAAGCGGCCACCGCAGCGUCCUUGGUAUCUAUUUCGGCUGGAAGACUCUUAUCGAGUCCAUCUUGGGCGUUCUAGCCAGCAUCCUCGCCGUGAUAUUCACAGCCGGCGCCGGUCUAGCUGUUGAAGUAGCCGUCGGCACCGUGGUUGGGGGUGUAUCCAGCGCAGCCGGCGGCGCCCUAGGCGACCUGGCCGAAGGCCAAACACCCAGCUGGAGCAGUGUGGGCGAAAACUUUGGCAUGGGUCUUGCCACGAGUUUGGCAGGGCCACUUGUCAACCGAGCUUUCGGGGCUGCUAAGGCGCUGUAG
Messenger RNA from Aspergillus tanneri, 741 nucleotides. RefSeq lists its product as uncharacterized. The record is from RefSeq and is a predicted model, not a curated record. The transcript is spliced from 3 exons. Bases 1 to 741 code for a protein of 246 amino acids. NCBI's taxonomy places the organism in Eukaryota, Fungi, Ascomycota, Eurotiomycetes, Eurotiales, Aspergillaceae.